UUUUUCCCCAAUAAAUCAUAAGGCUUCUCAAAUUUUAUGUUUUUUUUAUUAAAUUGAUCUCUGAUCAAACAAAGGUAAAGAAAAAAUAGGAGGAAAAUGGGAGAUCAAUCAACCAGAGGAGAAGAAUUCGAGAAAAACGCAGAAAAAAAGCUAAACAGCUGGAGCUUUUUUGGCUCGAAAUAUGAAGAUGCCGCCGAUCUCUUUGAUAAAGCUGCCAAUUUCUUCAAGCUCGCCAAAUCCUGGGACAGAGCUGGAUCAAUUUAUGUAAAGUUAGCAAAUUGUCAUUUGAAAUUAGAAAGCACCCAUGAAGCCGCUCAAGCUUUUGUUAGUGCUGCUCAUUGCUAUAAGAAAACAUCGACAAAGGAGGCGAUAUCGUGCUUGCAGCAAGCAGUGAACAUGUUUUGUGAUAUUGGAAGGCUCAGUAUGGCUGCAAGGUAUUAUAAGGAAAUUGCUGAAUUAUACGAGUCUGAACAAAACAUUGAGCAGGCCAUUGAUCAUUACGAAAAGGCUGCAGAUUUCUUCCAAAGUGAAGAAGUAUCUACUUCUGCCAACCAGUGCAAGCAGAAAGUUGCACAAUUUGCUGCUCAGAUAGAACAAUACCAGAAAGCCAUUGAGAUCUACGAAGAGAUUGCACGGCAGUCACUUACCAAUAACUUGCUGAAGUAUGGAGUUAAAGGGCAUCUUCUUAAUGCUGGCCUUUGUCAACUCUGCAAAGGCGAUGUCGUUGCUAUCACCAAUGCAUUAGAGCGAUAUCAGGAUCUGGAUCCAACUUUUUCUGGAACACGAGAGUAUAGGUUAUUAGCUGACAUUGCUUCUGCUCUGGACGAGGAAGAUGUCACGAAGUUUACAGAUGUUGUCAAGGAAUUUGACAGCAUGACCCCAUUGGAUUCAUGGAAGACAACCCUUUUACUUCGAGUGAAGGAAAAACUGAAAGCUAAAGAGCUGGAGGAAGAUGAUCUUACCUAAAAUAGCUUCAUGUCAUAAACGCCAUUGUUAUUGUUUUCUGGUAUUUUAACAGUGAUUGCUUCAUAUUAAGAGUCGGGGUCCGGUUAUACUGUUAUACUUGCUUACAAGUAUUGGUUUAGGAGAUUUUACUUUAGAACUGCGCUGGUUAUUGGGUACAAAUGAGUUUGUAAUUGGAAUACUUAUGUUUUUAAAUGAAGUUAAAAUAAUUGAAUACAA
This is a messenger RNA of Gossypium raimondii (Peruvian cotton), 1182 nucleotides long. RefSeq names its product alpha-soluble NSF attachment protein 2. Gene Ontology annotation, biological process: SNARE complex disassembly; intracellular protein transport. Bases 97 to 966 code for a protein of 289 amino acids. The transcript has 9 exons. Gene Ontology annotation, cellular component: vacuolar membrane; SNARE complex. Gene Ontology annotation, molecular function: soluble NSF attachment protein activity; syntaxin binding. The record is from RefSeq and is a predicted model, not a curated record. Lineage: Eukaryota; Viridiplantae; Streptophyta; Magnoliopsida; Malvales; Malvaceae.